Anopheles merus is the source of this 1052-nucleotide messenger RNA. It is a transcript of the gene Csas, whose product is annotated as N-acylneuraminate cytidylyltransferase A. The coding region runs from base 19 to 648 and encodes 209 amino acids. The record is from RefSeq and is a predicted model, not a curated record. Gene Ontology annotation, molecular function: N-acylneuraminate cytidylyltransferase activity. Lineage: Eukaryota; Metazoa; Arthropoda; Insecta; Diptera; Culicidae. The transcript has 3 exons.
CUCCGAAACAGAUCUAAAAUGGGGUUGAUCCCAACACUGAUCGUAUUGUUGUAUAUGUUUGAAUCGUGUUUUACCGACUGUUCUAACUCUGAACAUCCGAUCGCAGCGCUGGUGCUAGCCCGUGGUGGAUCAAAGGGUAUACCAUUGAAAAAUAUCGCCGAAAUACAACCGAAUCAAACACUGUUAGGACGUGCUCUGGGCACAAUCCACCAGUCGGGUGUGUUUGAUUCAAUUUGGGUGUCGACUGAUCAUGAACAGAUUGCUUACGAAGCUAAUCGCCUUGGUGCUGCAGUGUUUGCCCGGUCAGCAAUGCACGCACAGGACCACUCAACAUCAUUGGAUGCGGUGCGUGAGUUCCUAGAUGCACAUCCGGAUAUUCACAGUUUCGCGUUAAUUCAAUGCACCUCGCCGUUUCUGCGGGCUCACUAUCUGGUAACAGCAGCUCAUCUAUUUCAUUCGCGUGUGAACGCUGGAAUGGAAAACGCACCAGCGUGUACAUUUAGUGUAGUUAGAAGCUAUAAGCUGCGCUGGAAGGAAGAUGUCGAAACUGGCCAUUUAAAGGCGAUUAACUUCGAUCCUUUCGCCCGCCCACGACGCCAGGACUGGCCGGGUGAACUGGUGGAAACAGGUGUAACGAACCAGGCCUGAUCUUUUUGCAUACCGAUUGAAACUCUAAUAAUACCCAAAUACGGUAAUAGCCAAAUUGAUGUAGCCAGUAUUAAGUAUAUAUGAUUGCGCUAAGGAGGGAAAAGAGCCACCACCUAAACUCCACCGAAGAUACCGAAUAAAAUUUCCUGUUAUAUGAGGUUAUCAACUUUUAAGUACUACAGUUUGCUUCAUUAAUAGAGAUUUGUUGUAAAACGUAGCACACAUGAUUUGAAAAAAUAUAUGAUGCUUAAUUUAAAUUAUUACCUGCAGUACAAUGAGUGUGCUCCAUCACUCCAUCACUCAGUAUUCUAUCAACUUGCUGUGCAUUGGAUUAUAGAUGGCAAACACAAAACGUUACAGCAGGCAAACGUGUUUAUACCAAACUCGUCAUCGAUGAGGUGUUC